Carica papaya (papaya) is the source of this 2565-nucleotide messenger RNA. NCBI's taxonomy places the organism in Eukaryota, Viridiplantae, Streptophyta, Magnoliopsida, Brassicales, Caricaceae. The record is from RefSeq and is a predicted model, not a curated record.
AUAUGGUUGCUGGUUUGUAGCUUUAUCCUAAGAUCACGUUUUUAUCCUCAAUUUUUGCUAUUUAAAUGUACUACUGCUGAUCAAAUAAAUAGUUUUUCAUCAACAUGAAGUUUAAGCUCUGCAUCUUCUUCUUCCUCUGUUUCUUUCAACUUCAAAUAGAACAACAAAUUGGUAUCAGAGCUCUCUUCUUAAGGGAUCUAUGAUUACGAUGGAGAGUGAAACCAGCUAUUCCAACAUUGCUCCUCCAGUAUUUGAUGGUGAGAAUUAUCAACUCUGGGCCGUGAGAAUGAUGGCUUACCUUGAGGCUUUGGAUCUUUGAGAGGCCGUGGAAGAAGAUUACGAAGUCGCUCCGCUGUCAAACAAUCCUACCGUAGCCCAAAUGAAAAAUCACAAGGAAAAGAAGACCAAGAAAUCCAAGGCAAAGGCAACUCUCUUUGUGGCUGUUUUAGCAAAUAUCUUCACAAGGAUCAUGUCUCUUAAAUCUGCAAAAGAGAUUUGGGAUUAUCUCAAAGAAGAAUACGAAGGAGAUGAAAAGAUUCGAGGCAUGCAGGUGCUGAAUUUAUUGAGCGAAUUUGAACUGCAGAGGAUAAAAGAUUCUUAGUAAAUCAAAGAAUACUCAGACAGAUUAUUGGGCAUUGUAAACAAGGUAAGGUUACUUGGCACUCAAUUUCUAGAUUCAAGAAUUGUUCAAAAAAUUCUUGUAACUAUGCCAGAAAGAUAUGAAGCUACCAUUACCACCUUGGAAAAUACAAAGGAAUUUUCCAAAAUCACUUUGGUAGAGCUACUAAAUGCUUUGCAAGCUCAAGAUCAGAGGAGGUUAAUGAGGCAAGAAAGUGUUGUUGAAGGAGCUCUGCCAGCCAAGCACCUGAUGGCUGAAAAAACCAAGAAGAAUACUGACAAAAAAACACAAGCGACAUCUUCCGAAGGUUCUGCAAACAACCAGAAUCGCAACAAUGGUAGAAAUUCGAAAAAGAACUACCCACCUUGUCAGCACUACGGUAAAAUAGGCCAUCCACCUUUCAAAUAUUGGAGAAGGCCAGAUGCCAAAUGUAGCAAAUGUGGUCAGGAUGGACAUAAAGCUGUGGUUCGCAAUAAUAAAUUCCAGAACCAAGAUGAAGCUGCUCAAGUUGCUGAUGAAGAAAAAGAUAGGAUGUUUGUGGUGACAUGUUUUUCAACUAAAAGUUCUUCAGAAGGUUGGCUGAUUGACAGUGGUUGUCCAAACCACAUGACUUUUGAUAAAACUCUCUUCAAAGAUUUAAGGCCCUCAAAAAUCAAGAAGAUCAAAAUAGGCAACGGAGGCUAUCUACCUGCAAAAGGGACUGGAACUGUUGCAAUUACAACCAGCUCAGAAAAAAUGACAAUCAGUAGGGAUGCACACUUUAAUGAGGAUGAACAAUGGGAUUGGAAAAAUUUGCAAGAGAAAGAUAGCUAUUCAAAAGAACCAAGAAGUGUUGUUACUAAAGAGAACCUAGCAGAUUCAUGGCAAGAAGAGCUGGAAGAUGAUCUUCCAGUUAGAGGUACAAGGUCAAUUUCAGACAUCUAUGUGAGAUGUAAUGUGGCAAUUUGUGAACUUGAUGAUCGUGAAGAAGCAGUACAGGAUUCAACAUGGAAGAAAACAAUGGAGGAGGAGCUGUUUAUGAUUACAAAAAAUAAAACUUGGGAGUUGAUUAAAAGACCUGAAGGAAGAAAGGUCGUUGGCGUCAAAUGGGUGUUCAGAACAAAGCUGAAUGCAGACAGCUCUAUCAACAAACAUAAGGCCAGACUCGUCAUUAAAGGGUAUGCUCAAAUAUACGGUGUUGAUUAUUCUGACACCUUUGCUCCUGUGGCAAGGCUAGAUACAAUCAGGUUGCUGCUUGCAUUAUCAGCACAAAUGGGAUGGAAAGUAUUUUAGCUGGAUGUCAAAUCAGCCUUUUUAAAUGACUUCUUGCAGGAGGAGAUAUGUAGAGCAAGUCUUGGUUUUGUUAAAAGCUUAUCUGAGGCCACUCUUUAUGUGAAACAUAAAGAUAAUGACACACUCAUUGUGUCCCUAUAUGUUGAUGAUCUUCUGGUGACAGGAAAUAAUACAAAGCUAGCUGAAGAGUUCAAAAAGGAGAUGAUGCAGGUUUUUGAAAUGAUAGAUCUUGGUCUCAUGACCUAUUUUCUUGGAAUGGAGAUCAGACAAGGAAAAAAGUGUUCAUUGGUAAAAAAAAAUAUACAAAGGAAAUCCUAAAGAAGUUUAAGAUGGAAGAAUGCAAGGCAGUAAGCACACCAAUGAAUCAAAAGGAGAAACUAAGUAAGGAAGAUGGAGCUGAUAAAUUUGAGAAAAGUUAUUACAGGAGUUUGAUUGGAUGUCUGAUGUACCUCACUGCAACAAGGCCUGACAUUCUAUUUGUUGUAAGUCUCUUAUCCCGAUUUAUGCAUUGCCCUAGUGAAAUGCAUUUAAUUGCAGCAAAAAGAAUAUUAAGGUAUGUCUAAGGUACUAUUGAUCAUGGAGUUAAGUUUAAAAGAUGUAAAAAUUUCAAGCUGUGUGGUUUUUCGGAUAGUGAUUAGGCUGGAUCAGUUGAUGAUAUGAAAAGCACUUCAGGA